Messenger RNA from Anguilla rostrata (American eel), 5217 nucleotides. It is a transcript of the gene antxr1c, whose product is annotated as ANTXR cell adhesion molecule 1c. The transcript has 18 exons. NCBI's taxonomy places the organism in Eukaryota, Metazoa, Chordata, Actinopteri, Anguilliformes, Anguillidae. Gene Ontology annotation, molecular function: transmembrane signaling receptor activity. Bases 576 to 2264 code for a protein of 562 amino acids. The record is from RefSeq and is a predicted model, not a curated record. Gene Ontology annotation, cellular component: cell surface; plasma membrane.
GUAACCCUUGCAACUGCUUCCAUUUCCCAAAGCGCUAUCUCUGCACAACAUCGCUCUCAAUGAAAAAUACAUAGGCUACUUUCAAAAAUCGCCUUUACCUAUCGUAUUCUGUUUUUGUACAUUUUGGGACUUAUUUUUGGCUUAAAAGUCCUGCUUUAUUCCCCCUACUAUAUAAGAAGGAAUCCUAUUAAUUUUAAACCAAAAUAAAAUCUGGGAUUGUUUUUGGAGACCUUAUAUGUGUUGAAUACGUAGUACAAGCAUUUCCACAGUUUUUCUGGAAAGGGGAGCAGUUCCAUAGGGUGUAAACUUUAGUAUAGUAGAAUCUUACCCUUCUGUUCAAAGUUGCGCGAAGAAAGACUUUCUGACGGUCUGAGUAAUGCUCAAGAAACAGAGCCUCUUAGCGGAAGCAAAGAAAGCGUCACCAACAAGAACCGAGACCAUCCUUUGUGCCUGACGCCUCCUGGACACAUCUGCCGGGAGAAAACAUUUUCAAGAAUUUUGAGAUAAUGUGAAACGCCGCACAGCAUUUAUUCACUGUGUUUUUUGGAAAUCUAGCGAACCAACUUUCUGGGGAAAUGGCGAGCGCUUUGUCGAAUUUCUCUCUUGUCCUAGUUUUGCUUGGAUUUUUGAUGUGCACGCUGCCCCUUGUCAAGGGAGAGCCGGGAGAACAAGAAGAUGAGGAGCGAUCUUGUCAAGGGGCUUUCGACUUGUACUUUGUCCUCGACAAAUCUGGAAGUGUGAAACAUCACUGGAUAGAGAUCUACUCGUUUGUCGAACAUCUGGCUGAAAAAUUCAUUAGUCCAAUGUUGCGGAUGUCCUUCAUCGUGUUCUCAACACGUGGAACUACAAUAAUGGAACUAACUGAGAACAGGGAUGAAAUACGAAAAGGGCUUAAUUUCUUGAGAAGGGAGAUACCAGGUGGGGAUACCUUUAUGCAUCUCGGACUGGAAAAGGCAAAUGAACAAAUACGCAGAGAGAACUUUGGUACAGCAAGUGUCAUCAUCGCAUUGACUGAUGGAGAGCUAAAUGAACAUCAACUGACAGAUGCACAGCAAGAGGCAGAGAAAGCUAGGGCCUUAGGAGCCAUCGUGUACUGCGUGGGAGUGAAAGACUUCAAUGAGACACAGCUGGCUACCAUCGCGGACACCAUCGAACAUGUGUUUCCUGUGAUGGGUGGGUUCCAGGCGCUCAGAGGGAUAAUUGACUCGAUUAUCAAGAAGUCUUGCAUUGAGAUUUUAGCAGCUGAGCCCUCCAGUGUCUGUGCGGGAGAGUCGUUCCAAGUGGUCGUGAGAGGGAACGGGUUUUUACACGCCAGAAAUAUCGACCAGGUCCUAUGUAGCUUCAAGGUCAAUGACACAGUAACUGUCAAUACGAAACCUGCGGACAUAGAAGACACAUACUUGCUGUGCCCUGCACCAGUCAUAGAAGAAGUUGGGAAGGUUGUUUACCUGCAGGUCAGCAUGAAUGAGGGCCUGUCCUUCAUUACCAGUUCUGUGCACAUCACCAGCACUGAGUGUUUUGAUGGCACCAUCCUGUUCAUCACUCUGCUGGUGCUCUUCCUUCUCAUGGCCCUCCUGUUCAUGUGGUGGUUUUGGCCCCUGUGCUGUACCGUGGUCAUCAAAGAACCCCCUCCUCCCCCUCCCCCAGAACCAGAGUCAGAUGACGAGGACGGGAUGCCCAAGAAGAAGUGGCCCACCGUGGACGCGUCCUAUUAUGGUGGGCGAGGGGUCGGGGGCAUCAAGAGGAUGGAGGUUCGCUGGGGAGGGAAGGGCUCCACAGAGGAGGGAGCCAAGCUGGAGAAGCCCAAGAACGCCGUUGUCAAAAUGCCCGAGCAGGAAUUUGAGCCCUUCGAACCCAAACCAAGGAAGGCAGGAGGCAGGAAGCAGGCGCAGGACAGGAAGUGGUACUCGCCCAUCCAGGGGAAACUGGACGCGCUGUGGGCCCUGUUUCGCCGUGGGUACGACCAGGUGUCUCUCAUGAGGCCCAAACCCGGGGAUCAGGGUCGAUGUAUUAACUUCACACGGGUGAAAGAAGAGGCAGCCAGGGCCCCGCCCAGACCCAACUCUGCUCCGCCCCCGCCCGCCUACCAACCCCUGAUCCAGCCCACCAUGCCCCCUCCACAAAGCUGCCCGCCCCCAAACGGACCCCCCACAAAACCACCACCCAACGGGCUGCCUCACGGACCACCCCCGGCCCGCACGCCCCCCGGCCCCCCCGUCCCACCUCCCUCGCGCCCCCCGCCCUGCCCCGAAAGGAGGCUGUGAGAACAGCAGACGCCCCACCCACUUCAAUGAACGCAAAUGUUUCCCAAAAAAAAGAAGAAGAAAAAAGUCUCUCUCUUUUUACACCAGAAUAGUAUUUAUUUGAAAUUGGGGUUCAACUGAAGAGGUUUGUUGUUUGUUGCUGGACAGCAAAAAAAGAAAAAGAAAAUGAAAAAAAAGAAAAAAAUCCCUUUGAGAAAGACGUGAAAUCAACUACUGAGGGUGCCCACAAUGUCAGAGUCUAGAGGAGAGCAGCUGGGUUUUCAGGUGCACAGAUUUGCCCUUCUGCCUUUCCUUGUAAAAUAGACUAGAUGUUCACUCCCUCCAACAGUCAGCAAACAUUCGGUCUUUCCAGCCUCACAUUAAAAAUGAAGAGGGAGAAAUCUGCAUUUCUGAAUACGGCGCAUUUGCCAAAGAUCAAUUUUUUAACUAACAUCCUAAAUGAAAAUGCAGUAGGGCACAGAGAUGUCUAUAUGGAAGUAAAAACAUGGGCACAGCACCCUUCAGUAUUCCCACCAGAUAUAAUCCUGGUUAGAAACACCCUCUGUUUUUUCCCUUCAGCCAAUCAGGCAUUAAGUUUUAGCCAAAGGCAUGUCAGAUUCUUAGUUAAAACCAAAGGAAAUAAUGACCGAAUAAUGACCAAAGUACUCCUUCCUCUGGGUGAUUUUGCUGAUCCAUAUCGGAUGUGUACCCCCAUUGAACACCCUUAAACAUGGAUUUAUAUAGUAAAUUCAAACUUUGUGCUGGGAUCCACUGUUAUAUGCUGGUUUAUUUGACCCAGCAAGUAUCUUGGUCAAUUAAGGAUCUUGAAAUCAUGUAUAUUUAAAUGAAUUAUGCACUUUUGCGUAUUCCCACGAAAUGCAGGUUUGGCGUAUUGUCAUUUGCUGUCAUUGAACUUCACGUUUCACAAAUUGUUUAGGUUCAAUGUCCAGGUGACCAGACUUUCAUUAUAUUACAUUGCAGUCACUUAGACGGUACUAAUCCAGAACAAUUUUGCCGAAGUGUAAAGCUCACAAAUACAAAAGGGCCAUGUUAAGCUCAGGAAUACAAAAGUGCAAUAUUUCCUAGAAAUCCCAAAAGGCACAAAAGUCACAAAAUGGUGGCUGAAGGGGGUCUGGGGAGCUAUGGUCCGAUCUGAAGAGGUGGGUCUUUAGUCUGCGUCAGAAGAUGGGCAGGGUUUCUGCUGUCCUGACUGUAGUGGGAAGCUCAUUCCACCACCAGGUGGCCAGAACAGUCAGGGUACAUACCUCGGAAGUGCAGGCAUACUGGGGUGGAGAGGGCAAUGUCAGGGAUUUUAUUUCACCUCUAUAACUCAUCUGUAAUUGAAUCAAUUCAAAAAUGUAACCUCUUUCAAAAAGUAUCAUUAUUCCUGCAGCUCGUAACAGAAAAUUAAAGCAUUUGUCGAUCUGACUGAUUAAAAGUCCAAGGAUAUGAAUAUGGAAUGUUUAUUCUUUGUGGCAUACAGCUAUUUUAGAUAUAACAUGACCAUAUGAGGCUAAAUCAUCCUUCAGUAGACAUUGAGUGUCUAAUUAAGAACAAUGAACAGCUCAUAACUAUUCAGAGGUUACAAUUAUGGAAGAAAUGAAAACCAGCAUAAACAGUGGGUCCCCAGUUUGAAAAACGCCGCAGUAAAUCACAACUUAGUGCUAUUUGCAUCUGCUCCAGCACAGGUUGCUUUUAUAUCUCAUUUUUUUAAAAAGGACGCAGAACACCACAACUGCCAUGGCAUAUUACCAGGACGUAAGGCCCAUGGAAGUAAAGAUUGUAUAGUGAAGUUUUAUGUACAGCGAUUGUGAAAUGACGCAGGAAUCUCAAAACAGUAUGUGCAUCUAAGAAGCUUUAGGUAUGUCCCGAAACAAAGAUGUUCAGUGGAAAAAAGGAAGUGUGGUUACGAAUGAAUAAAAACUUGCUUUGUAAAGCAGAUGAGACAAUUUUGGAACAAAGAAUGCAUUAUUUACCAGCAUUGAGAAAUGAAUGUGGUAGCUAUGGGUUCAUUUCUUUAUUUUUCGUGUUUUUUUUUUUUGUUUUGUUUUGUUUUUUUUGUUUUUACAAGAGGUCCGUCCCCUCCCACACACACAUACAACACAUAUUUCACACAGAAAUAGUCGGGUCAGUGUCUCAAAGCAUAUAUAUUCGAUAUUCCACAACUGUACAAUAUUAUAAUGUGUAUGGGUAUUGUUACGUUUUUACAAAUUGAUUCAGCAAACACAUUGCAACUGCGGGGCAGUUCACAGCUUCUAAUUUAUUAACCCACAGUCAACACGAAGGUACUUGAAUAUGACAAGGUGUCCUCUGGUAAUACAGGACACAAUGCAUGUGAUGAGUAAAGAAUUCAUUUAACCUCAUGUACCAAAAACAGUGCCUUCUGGAUUUUUUGCGUUUUGAAUUUUUGUACUUUUAUAGUUUUGUAAUUCACCUUGCUUCAGUAAUGCAGAUUUAGCUGUAUUCUUUUGUUAGUUUGCACUGUUCACUUGUAUGGAAUAAGAAAAAGGGUGUUGCAUGCAUUUUUCCUGUUACAAUGUUCUGAACAUAAAAUAGAUGCAAUGCAAUUCCGUGGUAUCUAAGAUGUAUGUGCAUUCCACCAAGUGUCAACCAUGAUUUCCAUACAUUUGUGUAAACAGUUAGUGGUAAUAUCCUGCUUGAACAAUGGGAUGAUCUAGUUACACUAGACAGUGCUUUUAUAUAAAACUUUUGUAUUAAGUGUUUCCUUGUACCAAUCUUGUUUUGUUUGAUUCAGGGUGACUAUCGAGGUGGCUUUGUGGAGAUGUAACACCUUUGUUCUCCAAAAAGACUAUGACCUUAAAUGCUGGUAUGAUAAAAACAAAUAAUAAAAAAGAUUGCUAUAAAUUGUACAUGUAUUAACAACAGUACUGCGAGAAAUAUUGAAAAAAAUGUUAAUGUUUCUUUUUUCAUUAAAUGUUUUUAUUGACAGUUCUAAUAAAGGUUGAAGUUCCAA